Molecule: messenger RNA, 630 nt
Organism: Brassica oleracea var. oleracea
Lineage: Eukaryota; Viridiplantae; Streptophyta; Magnoliopsida; Brassicales; Brassicaceae
Product: thiosulfate sulfurtransferase 16, chloroplastic
Exons: 4
Coding region: 31-405 (124 amino acids)
Source: RefSeq, a predicted model, not a curated record
AGUGUUUUGUUUUCGGUCCAGUUAUAAUCAAUGGCGGAGGGGGGAAACAGAGUCCCAUCAUCGGUGUCGGUCAUAGACGCCCACGAACUUCUUCAAGCUGGCCACCGCUAUUUGGAUGUCAGGACUCCAGAAGAGUUCAGCCAGGGACAUGCCACUGGGGCGAUCAACGUUCCUUACAUGAACCGAGGAAAUUUCAUCGCUUUCUGGAUGUCAAAGAAUCCAAACUUCUUGGAACAAGUCUCCUCCCAUUUCGGAAAAGCCGAUGAGGUCCUUGUGGGUUGCCAGAGCGGGGGUAGAUCUCUGAGAGCCACGGCUGAGCUUCUUGAUGCUGGUUUCACGGGAGUCAAAGAUAUCUCCGGUGGCUAUUCUGCCUGGGCCCAGAAUAAUCUUCCUACACAAGACUGAGUGAUGAUGAUGAUGACUCACCGGUCACCACCAUCUUCUUUCAGAAUCUUAUGUCUUUUAUCUUUUUCUUUGAUAAUAAAUACAUCAGCAGAGUGUUUUCCAGGUGUAAAAUGAACUACUUUCUCUCUAUUAUUAUGUGCUUGCUCAUAUUACAGCUGUUGUACCCACGACUUAUGUAUACACGAGUUCAGUGUUGUUUUGAUUGCAUCGAAAUGUCUUAAUACA